Messenger RNA from Papilio xuthus (Asian swallowtail), 1855 nucleotides. RefSeq names its product translocase of outer membrane 70 (gene Tom70). Gene Ontology annotation, cellular component: mitochondrial outer membrane. The record is from RefSeq and is a predicted model, not a curated record. Gene Ontology annotation, molecular function: protein binding; transmembrane protein transporter activity. NCBI's taxonomy places the organism in Eukaryota, Metazoa, Arthropoda, Insecta, Lepidoptera, Papilionidae. Gene Ontology annotation, biological process: RNA processing; protein import into mitochondrial matrix; protein insertion into mitochondrial inner membrane. The transcript has 2 exons. The coding region runs from base 129 to 1775 and encodes 548 amino acids.
UGAUGGAUAGUGUAAUAGGUAUUUUAAUGCCUUUGUAAAAGCACUGUAUUUUAGGUUUUACAUCUAUUUUAUUCUGCAUUGUCAAAAUAAAUGGUGAAUCAUUAAUCGUUCCAAUUUCUUCUGAGGAUAUGGCGUCAACCGGCAGUACCCCUUUUCCUAAAUGGCAGUUGGCUAUCCUUCUUGGUGCGCCUUUGGCUAUCGGCCUAGGUUACCUGUAUCUUAGAAACAGAUUAGAAGAUCCCGAGAAGAAAAAAGUGGCAGAUUUAAAGGCAAAAACUACAAUAUCUUUGGAUAAUGAAGAAAAUAAUGCAAAAGUCGCAGAAAGUGCUAUCGACCGUGCAAUGAAAUUAAAGGGUGCCGGGAACAGGGCCUUUCAUGCAGGAGAAUUCGAUAAAGCUAUCGCCCUUUACAACGAAGCAAUCGAGGCAUGCCCUCCGGACCAUACUGUUGACUUGGCAACAUUUUACCAGAAUCGUUCGGCAUGCUAUGAGAAGCGCGAAAUGUGGGAACAAGUGAAGGAAGAUUGUACUUUUGCCUUAAAACUGAAUGAAAAGUACGUUAAAGCAUUCUUACGUCGUUCUCGUGCGGCUGAGAAAAGUGGAGAUUUAGUUCUUGCACUUGAAGAUGUAACAUCAGCCUGUAUCCUUGAAAGAUUCCAAGUACAAAGUUCUUUGGUCAACGCAGAUCGUAUUCUAAAAGCAUUAGGUAGACAGCAUGCUAGGGAGGCACUUGCUAAGCGACAGCCAGUGAUGCCAUCAAAGCAUUUUAUAAAGACUUAUUUCUCUGCUUUCUCUGAGGAGCCUAUUACCAAACAUCAAUUAGAAGAUAAUGCUACUGGUGGUUUUGCAAAAGCUAAAAAGGCACUAGAUGCUCAAGAUUAUGAAUCAAUUGUUGAUGCUUGUACUGAAGAAUUGGAAGCUGAUGGAAAGUACAAAUACGAGGCCUUGUUGUUGCGUGCAACAUUUUAUUUGCUUCUUGGCAGACAUGAUGAAGCACAGGCUGAUCUUGCUAAAGUGAUUGACAGUAAUGCAUCUCUAAAGGUUAAAGUAAAUGCUUUAAUUAAACGUGCAUCCCUCUUUACUCAGUUGGAAAACACUGAGCGUUGCCUGGAGGACUUUGCACAUGCUGCCAAAUUGGAUCCAAGCAACUCGGACAUAUAUCAUCACCGUGGCCAAGUAUACUUGCUGUUAGAACGAAUGGAUGAAGCUACAGCUGAAUUUGCUAAGGCAGUUGAACUUAACCCUAACUUUUCUAUAGCCUACAUCCAGAAAUGCUAUGCGGAUUACAGACUUGCUCAGUUACAUAAAAAUGUUGGUGCACUUACUCAAGUUCGUUCAGAUUUUGAGAGGGCUUUAGAAAAGUUUCCAAGAUGCGCAGAAGCUUAUAUUCUUUAUGCACAAGUAUUAUCCGACCAGCAAGAAUGGGGCCGAGCUGAAUCAUUAUUUGACUCUGCUUUGUCUGUAGACCCAGAUAAUGCUGCAUUGUAUGUUCACAAGGGACUGGUCCAGUUGCAAAAGAACACAGAUUUUGAUAAAGCUGUCAAGUUAAUUAACAAAGCUAUUGAAAUGGAUGAGAAAUGUGACUUUGCAUAUGAAACUCUAGGAACAAUAGAAGUGCAAAGAGGAAACCUGAGGAGAUCGUUGGAACUAUUUGAAAAAGCGAUCGCACUCGCUAAGACGGAACUGGAAAUGACACAUUUAUUCUCCCUAAAGGAUGCUGCGGCUGCACAACUUAAAGUGUCCGAACGCUGGGGUCUCGAUUGGACUGUGAGCUAGACCUAUCAUACAUACAAACAAAAUGUAACGAGAAUAACAUUAACUUUUAAUUGAAAAAUUUUGACCAUUUAAAAAAGUAA